AUGGUUAGAAUUUCAGUUUUGAACGAUUGUCUUAAUAACAUUGUUAAUGCUGAAAAACGCGGCAAACGCCAAGUUCUUGUUCGACCUUCUUCGAAGGUCAUUGUCAAGUUCUUGCGUGUAAUGCAAAAGCACGAAUAUAUUGGCGAAUUUGAGGAAAUUGAUGACCAUCGUUCUGGUAAACUCGUUAUUCAUUUAAAUGGUCGCUUAAAUAAAUGUGGUGUUAUUUCUCCUCGUUUCAACAUUAAGUUAGAUGAGAUUGAAAAAUGGGUUAACAAUUUAUUACCAUCUCGUCAAUUCGGUUAUUUAGUGUUAACAACAAGUGCUGGUAUUAUGGAUCAUCAUGAAGCCAGACGUAAACACACCGGCGGUAAAAUUAUUGGUUUCUUUUAUUAA
Molecule: messenger RNA, 393 nt
Organism: Rhizophagus irregularis DAOM 181602=DAOM 197198
Lineage: Eukaryota; Fungi; Glomeromycota; Glomeromycetes; Glomerales; Glomeraceae
Product: 40S ribosomal protein uS8
Biological process (GO): translation
Cellular component (GO): cytosolic small ribosomal subunit; ribosome
Molecular function (GO): structural constituent of ribosome
Source: RefSeq, a predicted model, not a curated record